Messenger RNA from Hyposmocoma kahamanoa, 1081 nucleotides. It is a transcript of the gene Poxm, whose product is annotated as paired box protein Pax-1-like. The coding region runs from base 90 to 794 and encodes 234 amino acids. Gene Ontology annotation, molecular function: DNA-binding transcription factor activity, RNA polymerase II-specific; RNA polymerase II cis-regulatory region sequence-specific DNA binding. Gene Ontology annotation, biological process: regulation of transcription by RNA polymerase II; anatomical structure development. The transcript has 5 exons. NCBI's taxonomy places the organism in Eukaryota, Metazoa, Arthropoda, Insecta, Lepidoptera, Cosmopterigidae. The record is from RefSeq and is a predicted model, not a curated record.
GCGCGACCGCAGGUUCACGUUCGCCAGUGCUGUCGAGGCGAGACUUUCGCGAGGUUCAGCCCGCACGGGCAUGGUGCAGUGAGUGAGUGAUGAUGCUUGGUGGAAUGGACGGUAAAGAGUACGGGGCGCUGCACGCGGCCGCCGCCGCCGCCGGGUACACCAUGGACUCCGAGGCGAACGGCGGCGCGAUGGGCGGCGGCGGCGUGGGCGGCAGCGCGGCGCAGUACGGCGAGGUGAACCAGCUGGGCGGCGUGUUCGUGAACGGGCGCCCGCUGCCCAACGCCGUGCGAUUGCGCAUCGUCGAGCUCGCGCAGCUCGGCAUCAGGCCGUGCGACAUCAGUCGGCAGCUGCGCGUGUCGCACGGCUGCGUCUCCAAGAUCCUGGCGCGCUACCACGAGACUGGCUCUAUCCUACCCGGUGCCAUCGGCGGCUCGAAGCCGCGUGUCACCACGCCCAAGGUCGUAUCAUACAUAAAACAGCUUAAAGCGAAAGACCCAGGCAUCUUUGCGUGGGAGAUCCGCGACCGGCUGUUGGCCGACGGUGUCUGCGACAAGUACAACGUGCCUUCCGUCUCCUCCAUCAGCCGAAUCCUGCGCAACAAGCUAGGCGGCGGGCAGCUCUACCCCGUGCCCCCGCUCUACCCAGUCCCCCCGCAGCGCUGUUGGCCGCUGCACCAGCCCUACGAUUAUUAUGUUUAUCUACAGGGCCGACAGCAUGCGACGGGCAACCCGCACGCGCUGCCACACCCGCACCAACAGCAUCCGCACCACGCGCACGCGCACGCUGCGCUCUGACCGCCACCGCACCCGCCGGCAUUACCUGCCGCCCUCCUCCCUGCCAAUCUGUGCAAUGUCACUUCAACGUCUACCUCCUGACGUCACGUAUGAGUGGCCACUAGCUACAGUUUGUACAAACGGUAUCGUUGUCAAAUUAAAUGGAAAAUUUACAAUUCGCUGCAGGCUGUUUCCCGCACGACAUGGAGUUACUACGGUACAAUUAACCAGACAUCAAGCGACUAAAUCGUGGAGGUUAACCUUUUAAGAGCCUUUUUUUUGAGGGGGUGAAAUCUUUGCGGAUACUC